Macadamia integrifolia is the source of this 1079-nucleotide messenger RNA. RefSeq names its product chlorophyll a-b binding protein of LHCII type 1-like. The record is from RefSeq and is a predicted model, not a curated record. The transcript is spliced from 2 exons. Gene Ontology annotation, cellular component: plastoglobule; chloroplast thylakoid membrane; chloroplast envelope. Bases 111 to 911 code for a protein of 266 amino acids. Gene Ontology annotation, biological process: photosynthesis, light harvesting in photosystem I; response to light stimulus. Lineage: Eukaryota; Viridiplantae; Streptophyta; Magnoliopsida; Proteales; Proteaceae.
ACCUCCCUACUUCUUUUAUUAAUAAUCCUACUUCCCACCCCAACAGCACUGGCCCAUAUCACAUCAACACUAAUUAAGAUCUUCUCCGUCUCUCCUUCCUCUGCACCGCCAUGGCUGCUUCCACAAUGGCUCUCUCCUCCCCCUCACUGGCUGGUCAGGCAGUCAAGCUUGCUCCCUCCACCUCUGAGCUUCUUGGGGAAGGUAGGUUUACCAUGCGAAAGACAGCCAAACCCAAGCCCAUCUCAUCCGGCAGCUCAUGGUACGGCCCUGAUCGAGUCAAGUACUUGGGCCCCUUCUCCGGUGAGCCGCCAUCCUACCUCACUGGUGAAUUCCCCGGCGACUAUGGUUGGGAUACCGCUGGGCUCUCCGCUGACCCCGAGACCUUUGCCAAGAACCGUGAGCUUGAGGUCAUCCACUGCAGAUGGGCCAUGCUUGGAGCUCUUGGUUGUGUGUUCCCUGAGCUCCUCUCUCGCAAUGGUGUCAAGUUUGGCGAGGCUGUGUGGUUUAAGGCUGGUGCACAGAUCUUCUCUGAGGGUGGGCUGGACUACUUGGGUAACCCAAGCUUGAUCCAUGCACAAAGCAUCCUAGCCAUCUGGGCCACCCAAGUUCUCUUGAUGGGUGCAGUUGAAGGCUACCGUGUUGGUGGUGGGCCGCUUGGUGAGAUCACUGACCCACUCUACCCAGGUGGCAGCUUUGACCCACUUGGGCUUGCUGAUGAUCCUGAGGCUUUUGCUGAGUUGAAGGUGAAAGAGAUCAAGAAUGGGAGGUUGGCCAUGUUCUCCAUGUUUGGGUUCUUUGUUCAGGCCAUUGUGACUGGCAAGGGACCUUUGGAGAACCUGGCUGACCACCUCGCCGACCCUGUUAGCAACAACGCUUGGGCCUAUGCCACAAACUUCGUUCCUGGCAAAUGAGUAAAGAUUGUUUACCAAUAAGGAAGAUCGUCGGAGCUGAUAUUUCAUUCAUGGUUUGCUCUUCCCAUUCCCAGUUUAAAUUGUAACAGAUUUGUGCAAAGAAAAUGAAAGAUUGUUGGUUCUUUGAAACUUUUCAAUUGUACUUCCAGUUUGUUACUUUGUCUUACC